UUUAACUAUAACACACAACACACACGAAUUAUAAUUUCUGAAGUUUAAUGUUUUGAAACGUCGCAAAAUCAUAUAGUCCGCGGUGGCAGUCGAUAUCACUGCAUCGUUCCUGUGAUCGUCUGUACGAAAAGAUAAUUCGGGCGCGAUGGUAUUUUUAAACAUAAACACAGAUCUGUUGCCCAUAAAGGCGCAUUAUUUUCUUUUCGACGCAGGAAAUUCGCCCAUUAACCCAUUCCUGUCGACGAUCGCCAAGCAGAGGGGCUACUCGUCGUCGGUGGUUGGUAACAUUUUCACGUUGCUGUUGCUGCUGAACAUCGUAGUCAAACCGCUGACCGGAUACGUCACCGACAGAUGGAAGUGUCGACGUUCCGUGUUUCUGGGUGCGAUCCUCCUCAACGGUCUUAUAACUCCCAUGCUGUACCUCGUGCCUGGCGCUACAUCUUCGGUGGGCGAGAUGUCCGACGCCGAGGCCUUUGGCUCGCUGCAGUUCUGGUGGUUCUCGACCGUCGUUAUGCUGAGGAUGGUGUUGUUCAUGAUCGGCGAAGUCUUGCAGGAGACCAUCUGCAUGGGAAUCCUAGGUGGAGACACUGUUAAGUUUGGAAUGCAACGGCUCUGGGGUGCAGCUGGAUGGGGUGUCAUGUCGUUGGUAGCGGGGGGCGCUAUUGACUGGUACAGCAGAGGCCUAGCACAAAAGGACCAUUUGCCUGGAUAUUUGCUAUCGGCGGCCUCGUUUCUCGUAGAUUUCAUGGUGGCGUUUAACUUAAAGGUACCCGAAACCGAUGGACCAACAACAAACGUACUCAGGGACGUGAAAGUAGUGUUAAAAAACACUAAAGUAUGCGUUUUCCUUGUUUGGGCAACGGUCGGUGGAAUCUUCACGGCGUACAUUUGGUUUUAUUUUAUCUGGUAUGUCGAUGAUUUGGCCACAAUUUAUCACCCUGAACGGAAAUCGAUGUUAAGCUCAAUCGAAGGAUUUUCUCUUACAAUUGAGUGUUUAGGUGGGGAAGUUCCAUUUUUCUAUUUAUCUGGCUACCUGAUCAAGCGUACCGGCCAUAUGACAGCGUUUUCGAUAUCAUUCGCCAUGUUCGCGUUGCGAUUUCUGUUGUAUUCGAUCAUCCGAGACCCACUUUGGGUACUGCCUGUAGAGUUAUUAAAUGGUAUUACGUUUGGAUUGAGCUACAUUGCUGGAAUAUCUUAUUCUGCCAAAAUUGCCCCUGUCGGUAGCGAAGGUACAGUCCAAGGGUUGUUUUCGAUGGCGUUUCAAGGAUUCGGAGGUUCUUUGGGUGCACCAUUAGCUGGUUACACAUUUAGCCAUUUAGGCAGCGUAAUGGCUUUUCGACUUAUCGGUUUCAUCGCACUUAUAAUGUGUGUCAUUCAAAUAGUUGUAAACUACUUUUUAAAUCGGAAUAAGAAAUUAAUUGCAUAAAUAGAGGAAUCAAAACAUAAAUAUCGAUCAAGUAUAAUAUUUAUCAUACAUAAGUAGACUUCAAAUUGAAGAGGAUCUAAGAGUACCAUACACAAUCUUUAUUUCAUAGCUGUAUACACUGUCUGAUAUUUGCAAACUAUAUGAUAAAGCCGUCACUGUGUGGGGUCCAGGAGCCUGGACUCCCGCCUCUGAUAUUUUAGAUUCUGAGCGGAGUGAAAGAUUGUAUUGGUUUUACAAUGAUGUGUGUUUUUUCUAUCUGUCAGCAACAUUUUGGAUAGUAAGCAUGCUUCAAUUUUUAAGAUCAGCAUCUUUUCUGAUAGAAAAGUGAAUCUAGUUGGUACUUUUGGGAGGUAAAUUCCGAGUAGUUUUAGCAAGCGUGGAGAAAAACUACUGAAAAAUUACGAAAAACCACUAAAAAUGGGAUUUUAAUUUCUAACGCUUUGUUUAUCACCAUAUAGCAACGAAUAAAAAUAAUAAUAUUUUAAGGAC
Messenger RNA from Acyrthosiphon pisum (pea aphid), 1915 nucleotides. RefSeq lists its product as uncharacterized. The record is from RefSeq and is a predicted model, not a curated record. Gene Ontology annotation, molecular function: transmembrane transporter activity. The coding region runs from base 146 to 1426 and encodes 426 amino acids. The transcript has 7 exons. Gene Ontology annotation, cellular component: membrane. Lineage: Eukaryota; Metazoa; Arthropoda; Insecta; Hemiptera; Aphididae.